Molecule: messenger RNA, 2706 nt
Organism: Cololabis saira (Pacific saury)
Lineage: Eukaryota; Metazoa; Chordata; Actinopteri; Beloniformes; Belonidae
Gene: lpar2b
Product: lysophosphatidic acid receptor 2b
Exons: 5
Coding region: 611-1717 (368 amino acids)
Biological process (GO): G protein-coupled receptor signaling pathway
Cellular component (GO): membrane
Molecular function (GO): lysophosphatidic acid receptor activity
Source: RefSeq, a predicted model, not a curated record
GCAGCUGCAGAAACCAGCUGCAGAAACCACCGGGAUUGUGCCGCACCCUUUCUGCGUGACCUGCGCACAGCUCAGGUAACCGCUGCCCCAAAUACCGGAAACAAGACACAGGUUACGGAGGUUGCAUCCACCUUUUUGAACUUUUUUCUUUUUUGGGGGACCUAAAAAAGUCUGGAAGUGAUCCUUCACUCCGCCACCAAAGCAGCAGAUCUGUCUCUACUGCUUGUACUUGUCUUGUUAGUGCCCAGUGACAGUUUAAGGAGACUUGAAGGUGAACCCAGGUGAGACUGAGAGACUGGUUUUGUUUCACAACUCCCUCGACGUGAUCUUAUCCGGGAAAUCUUGACAGAGAAGCAAGACAAAGGUGAUUUGUCCACAGACGUCUAACGUGGAUCCAGUGUUGCAGACGGCGACGACAGGCGAGGCCCCAGCCUUCAACUUGGAUCCCACCUGUCAUCACCUGUCCAGGUGAUGGCAUGCCGAUCUCCGCACCAACAGAGAGGGCGAGUCUGAAUGCCGCCAUAGUUCUUCCCUUUUGCUUCCUGUUUGCCAAUCAUCUCCGCUCUCGACCGGCUUCAGCGCUUCCGUGAUUCCCACAUCCACCUUCAACAUGGAUACGACGACCGACGACGAAGUCGGAUGCUACUUGAACCGCACUGUCAAGUUUUUCUACGAGCAGAGCGGCAAGAACAUCAGCUCCCACUGGCGCAGACGGGACUAUGUGAUCGUCACUCUGGGCAUGACUGUUUGCUUUGUUGUCAUCUUCUCCAACCUUUUGGUCAUCGGGGCCAUCAUUAAAAACCGACGCUUUCACUUUCCCAUCUACUACCUGCUGGGUAAUCUGGCUCUGGCAGACCUCUUUGCAGGUGUCUCCUACCUCCACCUGAUGUUUCACACCGGCCCCUGGACCAUUAAGCUGUCCAAGUACCAGUGGUUUGUGCGACAAGGGUUGAUCGACACCAGCCUCACGGCCUCGGUGCUCAACCUUCUGGCGGUGGCCGUGGAGCGCCACCAGACUAUAUUCAACAUGCAGCUCCACAGUAAGAUGAGCACCCGGCGGGUCUUUGUGAUCAUAGUUUUCAUCUGGCUGGUGGCGAUCAUCAUGGGCCUGGUACCCACCAUGGGCUGGCACUGCCUGUGUGAUCUGGAGAACUGCUCCACCAUGGCGCCCAUGUACAGCCGCAGCUACCUGGUCUUCUGGGGCCUCCUCAACCUGCUCACCUUCUUCAUAAUGCUGGCCGUCUACACCCGGAUAUUCGUCUACGUGAGGCACAAGAGCAGGCAGAUGAGGGAGCACACCACCCAACUUAGACACAGAGAAACUGUGUUUAACCUGAUGAAGACGGUCUCCAUGAUCCUGGGCUGCUUCGUGGUGUGCUGGACGCCCGGCCUGGUUGUGCUGCUGCUCGACGGCCUGGGCUGCGAAAUGUGUCAGGUGCUGCGCUACGAGAAGUACUUCCUGGUGCUGGCCGAGUGCAACUCCUUCGUCAACCCCAUCAUCUACUCCUUCAGGGACAAGGACAUGAGGAAUACCUUCAAGGCGAUCCUCUGCCACCUGUGCAAGCGGGGGGAGGAGCACCGCGGCACCUCCGAAGUUCAUUUUAACACCUUGGAGCAAGAGAAGUCUAAGAAACUCACUGUCCGGACAAUAGAGAGCAGCAACGGGACACCCCUCAUACACCACGGAUCAGGAGAGCCGGCCACCAAAUGGGAUUAAGGCAACAUUAACUUCUUAACACGCUCAAGAAGUGAGGAACACUGACUUUCUGUGUGGUUAAACGAAUGAGCUUCAAGAGGCAUCUCGCCACCGCUGAGUGAUGUGUAUCAUAAGGGCAGGAGCUGAAGACGCGCCCUCGUCAGCCGCCAGUGAGACUAGAGGAAACCUGGAGGACUUCCCCAUGGAGCUGAGAUGACUCGCCACCCCCGCCCCCCCAGUUCAUGGUGACUGAACACCUGGAACAAGUUAACAGUUCAAACAAGAAAUGACUCAACUUGUACAGUCACAAAGCCCGUGUGUGUGGUUUUCUGACGGGUUAUCGGCCCGGCAACGACACGUGGCUGGUGUCUUGUCAGGUGGACGGAGCUCAUACUGAGAGAUGCAAAUUGUUAUCAAUGCAGAUUUCACAAAACUAGCUCAAAAGUGCAAUAAAGCAUCCUUCAUGACUCAGCUGUUCUUUGAAACUGAUUUUAAACUGCAGUGUUUCAAUCAUGUUGAGUGGUCUUUUAGGGGUUAUAUUCAUAGAAAUCAUAUGUGAUGUGCAACACGGUCGCAGAUAGAAUUGACUCUUUUCAAAGAGGUUUCCAUGUAAACAUCUAUCAGACUUCUCUGGGGUUUUUUGUCCUCCUGAGAAGUAAAGUGUUAGCUGAGUGGAUGUGGAAUAGCUAGGAAUAUGAUGCAGUCUAAUCCACCAAAGGUUUCACAGAAACUGCAAAUCUUUUUUAAGGUCAGCUACAGGUUUUAACUUGGUGGUUUUUAUCCUAAGACGCGACGGCUGAGCGCUUGUGACUCGCUCUUUAACUCACACAAGAAUACCCUUCUUAUGGGCAGAUCUGAAAUCAGAAAACCAGCAAAGCAUCCACACAAGAGUUCAGUCCCUUCAAAAUGUUGAAAUUGGAUUUUUUUUAUUUAUUUUUUUUAAACUUGAAUGGUUCAACAUGUUUCUAGUCCUGCUCAGUGACGGUUUUGACUCAUCAUUACUUGGACAC